Molecule: messenger RNA, 2077 nt
Organism: Xyrauchen texanus (razorback sucker)
Lineage: Eukaryota; Metazoa; Chordata; Actinopteri; Cypriniformes; Catostomidae
Gene: tnfrsf11a
Product: tumor necrosis factor receptor superfamily, member 11a, NFKB activator
Exons: 10
Coding region: 213-1949 (578 amino acids)
Biological process (GO): positive regulation of bone resorption; ossification; multinuclear osteoclast differentiation
Cellular component (GO): external side of plasma membrane
Molecular function (GO): cytokine binding; tumor necrosis factor receptor activity
Source: RefSeq, a predicted model, not a curated record
GCGUAGGUGAAGGAACAUCAUGAGACAUGCUCUCUGUCAAUGAAGCAGUCUGGAGCGUGGACAUCCCUUCAUCUUCCCAUUCCAGUGACAUUGAAAGCGAACAGGGGUCUGCUGCUUUUCCUUAGUGGACCAUACAACAAUACAGAAACUGAUAAAUAAAACUGAAACAACUGGAUCCGGUUUUACUGUGGUGUGUUUUAAAGUUAAGAAUAAUGAGAGUGAUUUUUUCUACAAGUUGGAUAUUUCAAGGAUGGAUCACACACUUCAUUCUCGCACUGUUAUCGCAGACAGGAUUGGUCAUAAGCUGCCUCCAAUACGAGUAUGAAUACAAAGGGAACUGCUGCAGUAAAUGUGAACCAGGAAAAUAUGUUUUCGCACAUUGCACUGGCAGCUUGCACACAAUAUGUCUUGAUUGUGGCCUUGAUGAGUAUCAGCCAGACUGGAACAAAGAGAUGAAAUGUAUUGCUCAGAAGUUCUGCGAUGAAGGUAAAGGAUUUAACCGCACCCGUCCACACAACACCAUAGCAGCUGAACCCUGUCGGUGCAAACAGGGUUUCCACUGUUCUCUGAUCAACUGCGAGUAUUGUGAGACGAUUAAAAAAUGCCCUGCUGGAGAAGGUGUUGUGAUGGGCGAGACAGGCAGAGCUUCCUGUGUCCCAUGUCAGUAUGGAUUUUUCUCUGAAUCCCAAUCAACAGAAGCCUGCAAGAAAUGGACAGACUGCAAAGCAAUUGGCAAGACAGAGAAACAGCCAGGAAGCAGUAAGACAGAUGUGGUGUGUGGACUCCAUUCCCCUGGUCCUAUGACACCCUGGGUGGUGGUGGCCAUUCUCUUGGUCAUUAUCGUGGUAUCACUGGUCAUUCUCUUCAUGUUCUGCUGUAAGGAUAAACUGAAUUUCCUCUCAGUAAAUUUACGCACUUGUGUCCAAAACCUGAAAGGAAGCAGGAAUCAACAGGAAACUGUGAUAUCUUCAUACCACUGUAGCAAUGGUCCACAAACCUUUCCUCUGAUUUGCCAAGAGAAAAGCCCUCCAGAGUCCCUUAUUAUAUGUCCCAGCACCACAUUAACCAUCACUGAUGAAACCUCAAAUUGCAUAGACCAGGAACAAGCUGACACAUCAUCAGGCAGCUCCAGUGAGGACUCUGGAGAUGGUCCUGCAUCCCCUCUGUCAGGCAGCUCCUGCAGCUGUGCGCUCUCCAUGAAGGAACCCAUUGAGGUAGGAGAAAACGAAGACUGCAGUCAACUGGUGGCCACCGGUCUGGCAACAUGCCACUCCUGCAGGACGGGAGAUGCUUUUGACACCAAAGGAGAAAAUGUACAGGUCAUCAACCUGAAAGAUCCUCUGCUAUGUGAGAACUGCUCCUCAGAGGGCCUGCCUGCUUGUGCUGGAGGUGCUGACUGUGAUUAUGUGGAUCUACAACGUUCCCAAGAGCUCUAUCUGGACUACAGCAGCCCUGUUAGUAAGGAAGCCAUGUCAGAGAUACCAUAUAGACAGAAUGAACCUUGUUGCUGUAGCAUAGAAUCCACCACCAUUCCCCUCCUGCCGUCAGUCAGUGAUAAUAAACAGGGCCUUUCGCUGAUCGACAACGAGGACCUCAAACUGUCCAACCCGGAUGCAGAUGCAGACUAUCAGAACCAGUGCUCAGAGGCUGCUCCCACAACUGGUCAGGUGACAGGAAACAACAACACAACUUUUAUCUCCAGUGGGCAGGUAAUGAACUUCAGUGGUGAGGUCAUCGUUGUAUACGUCAGUCAGACAUCACUGGGCAGUGGAGGGGGAACAGAGGAGCCCUUUAGUUGUCCAGUUCAGGAGGAAUCUAAUGAGGACAGCUUUCAAAGUGAACCCAAUUCUAACAUAGGCACAGCACCGCAGGGUAAGAACAGAGCUGUCCACUCUGAGAGACACCUGCCUGUACAGGAAGUAUCCAAUGACUGGUCCUGUCAGAAAUAAAGAUGCAAGGAACUACCAGAAUAUUUUCAACUAGACUGGAAUUGAAUUUUUGUCUUGUUUCUAUUUUUAUGAUUAUUAUUGAUUAAUGAUUGGUGUAUUGACAGCAACUAGAGCAGUGGUUCUAAACU